This is a messenger RNA of Musca domestica (house fly), 5073 nucleotides long. Its product is annotated as sister chromatid cohesion protein PDS5 homolog B-B-like. Lineage: Eukaryota; Metazoa; Arthropoda; Insecta; Diptera; Muscidae. The coding region runs from base 292 to 3963 and encodes 1223 amino acids. The transcript is spliced from 13 exons. Gene Ontology annotation, biological process: mitotic sister chromatid cohesion; DNA repair. The record is from RefSeq and is a predicted model, not a curated record. Gene Ontology annotation, cellular component: chromatin; nucleus.
AAGAUAUGAAGAUGAAGAUGGCGUUAAUUUCUGAUUGAUAAGUGUUAAAAAAUAACUCGGGGAAAAAUAAAUAAAUAAAAAAUUAGUAUCAUUAAAAAACUAAAGACUUUUUUCAUUUGUAACCACAAGAACUCAAUGAAGAAUAUUUUAUCCACAAAAAAGGUGUACAAAGAUUGCAAGCGGCUUAGAAGCAAAUAAAAAAAGAAGCAGUCCACGAAAUUCUCUUGGCGUUUAGAAGGAGACCCAUAACCCCAUAAAUCUGACUGGGACACGUUUGGCUUGUGGAACAUCAUGACGGACAUUGUGUAUCCAGCGGGAUGCAGACCGCUGUCCGAGGAUCUUGGCACGGAUGAACUUAUACGAAGAUUAAAGACUCUGGCGAAUGUUUUACAGGCAAUGGGCCAGGAUGAUGGUGUGUAUCAACAGUAUAUACCAUUAUCCCUGCAACUAGCCGACGAUCAUUUCUUACAACAUCCCUCACGCGAUGUUCAACUGCUGGUUGCCUGCUGCAUUGCCGAUGUAUUGCGUGUUUAUGCUCCGGAAGCACCCUACAAGGACCAGGAACAAAUCAAAGUUAUAUUUCUUUUCUUUAUCAAACAAUUGUAUGGUCUUAAAGACCCUAAAGAUCCCUCGUUCAAACGUUAUUUCUAUUUGCUGGAAAAUCUGGCCUAUGUAAAGUCAUUCAAUAUGUGCUUCGAGCUGGAGGAUUGUGCAGAGAUUUUUUGCCAAUUGUUUGGCAUGAUGUUCAAGAUAGUCAAUGAGGAGCAUAGCACCAAAGUAAAGAAUUUUAUGAUCGAUAUCAUGAGUCCCCUGAUAAGUGAGGCCGACAACUUUACCACAGACAUUUUGGAUUUAAUCCUCAUAAACAUUGUGGAACCCAGGAAAUCACAAAACAAAUACGCUUACCAAUUGGCCGAACAGUUGAUCAUCAAGACAGCAGAUUCAUUAGAGACGAUAAUCAAAAUGUUUUUUAAUCAGGUUCUGGUUUUGGAUAAAGUCGACAAGAACUAUGAAAUCUGCACUAAAGUUUACGACUUAAUCUAUGAACUACAUUUAAUUUGUCCCAAUAUCUUGUGUUCGGUAUUGCCGCAACUGGAAUGUAAACUGAAAUCAUCAAAUGAACAGGAGCGUCUCAAGGCAGUAGCUUUGUUGGCGCGAAUGUUCUCUGAAAAAGAUUCACAAAUCUCCAAGAAACACCCAAACUUAUUGCGCAUGUUUUUCGGUCGUUUCUGUGACAUAUCAUAUUCGAUACGCGUAAAGUGCGUUCAAUCCUCCAUGCACUUUCUGCUCAAUCAAGCCCACCUACGAGAGGAUGUCAUCCAAAGCUUGCGUGCCCGACAACAUGACUCCGAUGAAAAUGUUCGUUACGAAGUGGUCAUGGCUAUUGUAGAAACGGCCAAGCGCGAAUUCUCCAUAGUUUGCGAAUCUGAGGAGCUGCUGGACAUUGUUCGUGAACGUACGUUAGACAAACGAUUCAAAAUACGUAAAGAGGCCAUGUUGGGUCUGGCCUUUGUCUAUAAAAAGGCAAUAUGCGAACCGAAUGAUCUAUCGAACGAAGUAAAAAAGAAUGUCGAAUGGAUAAAAAAUAAAAUUAUGCAUGGCUAUUAUAUGCCCACACUGGAAGAUCGCUUGCAGGUGGAACGUUUGCUAAUAACAUCCCUAGUGCCCUACAAAAUGGCUCCGUUGGAGCGCAUGAAACAGCUAUACCACCUCAUGGGCACAUUUGACGACAAUGCCACAAAGGCAUUCAUUGAACUGCAAAAGAAUCAAAUGAAGACUCGCAAAACCGUCUUGGAGUGGGUAAAAUUGCACAAAACUAAAGACAUGACACCGUCAAUGCAAAGUCAAUUGAAUAUCAAGCAGGCUAUUAUUUGUAAACUCUUGGCAGAUCCACUGAAAGCCUCAGAAUUUAUUGGUAAGUUUAGCACGAACAUGAGAAAGGAUCCCACAUUGUUGCGCUACAUGGAAAUUAUCCUCAAACGGGACGUUUCGUGUAAGGAGUGUGCAGACACCAUGUCAUUGCUGUUGAAAAAGCUGGGCACACCCAUCAUGACAAAUCUCUAUUAUCAAACGGUGAAGAUGUUGGUGGAACGAAUAGCCUCAGUUAUGAUCGACAAGGAAUCGUUGGGAAUUUUAAUUGGAUUGAUUGAGGAGUGUAUGCGUGGUGGAGACAUUGUCAAGGAAAUUGGCUUACCAGCCGAUGAGGCCGGUGAGCAAGGCCUUAAAUUGUUGACUGCUCUGUCGUAUUUAUUCUCGCCCCACUUCUUUACCGACAAAUCUCUGCGUCAUCUGAUCUCUUUGCUGAGCUAUGACAAUGACUAUUCGGCGCCUUUAAUAUUGAAAUCUCUUACACAUCUGGGUCGCUACAAACCCCUGAUUUCAGUGGACUCAGCUAUACUCGAAGAAUUGGCUCCAGUCUGCAAAGACUUUGCUGUGGAGGGUACACCGAAACAAGCCAAACAUGCGGUACGUUGUAUUUUCGUCAACACCCAAGCCCAGUUGAAUGGUGGCACCGAACACUUGGACUCACCAAAGACUGUACAUCCCAUUUUCCAUGAAAUCAUGGAUAAUUUACGGAUUACCCUCAAGCCGAACUGUCCCCAGCAACGGACUAAAGUGGUUACCAUGGGUCACAUAGCCUACAAUAUGCCGCGGGCAUUCGCCGAGAAAAUAAAGAACAUGAUAGCCAGACGUAUUGUCAAGGAGUUGCUAAUACAACCAGUACCUGAAGAUAGGAUCUGUAAACGCAUCGAGGGGAACUGGUGCGACCAGGAGGAUUUGCCCACGGAUACGUUGUGCAAAUUGGAGGGACUGAAGACAAUGGCCCGUUGGCUGCUGGGCCUGCGUGACGAUGAAGCCUCGGCCAAGAAGACAUUUCGUAUGUUGAUCGCCUUUAUACACCAUGGUGGCGAUUUGCUGGAUCACAAGCGUAUGUUUGCCGCAGAAUCGUCUUGGUUUAGGGCAGCAGCUGCCUGUGCGAUGUUGAAAAUUUGUGAGCAAAAAGGUGUUGGAGAUCAGUAUACCGCUGAGCAGUAUUACAGUUUGGCACAGUUAAUGUGCGAUCCUGUGCCGCAAGUCAGGGAGAUGUUUGCUCGCAAGCUACACAAAGGUCUAAACAAAGGAUUGCCCAGCAAUUGUUUGCCACUCGACUUUAUGGGUUUCUAUGCCUUGUCGGGCCAUGAAACGGAUAAAAAGCUCUUGGAACUAAAACGUCAAUUUUUGGAAGCUGAUGUCAACAAAAGAAGAGAAUAUUUAAAAACAAUACAAGCAACCAAUCAUGAUGCAACGGAGGAGCAGCGUUUGCACAUACUACCUGAUUUUAUAUUGGCUUUUGCCCUACCCAUACUUGUGCACGAUCCACAUUUCACCAACCAUGAAGACCGUUCUCAAUUGCGCCAGGUCGAGAAGUGUCUGCGUUUCAUUUUGGAACCUCUGAUGGCCAAGUCUGAGACAUUUUCAUUUAGUUUCUACAAGAAUCUUAUUGAAAUGAUGAAAAAUCAUUAUGUGGUGACACCCAAUGCUGACAGUCAGGCCUGUAAUUUGAAACUGUGGGCCUGUUGCGAUCUCGCCAACUAUAUUAUCUGUUCCAAGAUGGGACAGUGUGAUUUAACGCCAAACAAAACAUUCAAUGUACCCAUUACAUUACCACCUCUAUAUUUCCAAGAGCCUCCGCCGGAUGCUGCAGGAUUUCCAAAUACCAAUAUUUAUAUACCUUUUGAUACGUAUUCAAUAAUAACAACCUUAGGGACUAAUAAGAAAGUAACAAAUGCCUUGAAACCCACCACCAGUGGUGGCCAGUCAUCAAUAAUAAAAAGUGCAGAAAAACGUCCAGCCUCCGAUCAUCUAUCAUCAAUAGAUCAAAAUUCUCUGGAAAAUGCCUCAUUGUUCGAGGCCAUGAAGGAUGAGACAUCCGAACCAGUUACCAAAAAGGUACGGGGUGUUAUGCGUGCCGGAAAAACGUAAACCAUUUCCCAAAAUAACAUUCUAAGCUAGCACUUAAGACUCUUGGUAGAUCCAGUUUUUAUAGCGCCGUCAUGUUAAACACAGGAACAAAUAUUUUUUGUAAAAAACAUUUGUUUAGUUCGUCGUCAUAUUUUACACAAAGUGUCGUAUCAUCCAUCCACCACCAAACAACGGCUGACUGGCUGGCUGGAUGGAUGGAUUGAUAGAAUCGAAUGGAAGAAAGAUGAAGAUUAAUAAUAAUAACGAUGCCUUUAUCCGUGGUCUAAUAUAAUUUACAGAAAAAAAGAAAACGUAAUCUUUACUGCUGUGUGUCUGGGAAGCUUCCUCCGAAAGCCGAUCCAGACCCAGUUGCUAAAAUCAACAACCAUGUUAAUUAAUGUUAAACAAAGAAACAAAACAUAACAAUGUGUAAAAUGGAAAGAGAUCAGCUUUACUCUACAACUACCAAUGUUGGACUAUUUUUUUUCUCGUUUAUUUAUUUCAAAAGAAUCUACCGUGGAGGUAUUGUUUUUAAUAAUUGUAAUAUGCGUUUGCGUUCCGUUGCUAUUUUAAAUGUGUUCCAAAAUUCUCAGCUAUUUUUUACACAUAAAACAAACAAAUCUGUGGGCAUGGUUACAUCUAGGUCCUUUCCCCCUGAUAAUGUGGUUCUAUCAUGAUUUUCUGUGACGGAAAAAUUCAUGGAAAUGUACGUUACAUAGUUUAUGAUGUUCCCAUUACUAUUGUAGAGGACUUGAAUGUAAUCCUGUAGCCCAAGCUGAAUCAUAGUUUAUAAUCUUUCUUGUUAGUGGAUACGAACAAUUCGUCUUCAAAGAUGCCUAAAUAUUUUAUCUCUUUUUUUUUCAAGUUAACAAUUUAUAUGGUUCGUGGUGGUCGCUUUCUAUUGCAAUGUUCGAAUGAAAUUUCCACUUUUUAGUUUUCAGCCACCCCAUACUUUGGAAGUUAGAUCUAAGUUUCAAAUAACACUAAUUAUAUACCGAUAAUGAUAGAAACUUUCUUAAAGAUAAGACCAAUCAAACAAAGCAACAUCUGAUCUGUAUGUAUAUACAUAUAAAACAAAUCUAUUGUUUUUUUUUCGAUACUAAAAAAAUAAAGAAAAAAAAGUGAAAAAAA